AUGUUGGCACGUAAGGCGGUGGUUAAGAAGGAAAUAGUCCCCGAAACGCCGAAAGCUUUACUAGCGUCACGUAUCAAGCUUGAGGAAGAUGUGAGAGAACGAUUCGACAAGUGUGAAUUCCUUCCAUAUGAUCAGAACGUGAUUAGCAAAGUCUCCAUUUCAACAAAACUAAUGAAGCAAUAUUUUGGUCCUACAGGAUAUACUCAGAGAGCGGGGGAGCAGCAAGCUCGGAGGCUGGUUAACUUGACUUACACAUUUAAAGAUGCUUUGAACGAGGAAAAGAGAAAGAUGCAAUUGAGGUGUCACGGUCUAUGCGUCAAGGGCUUCUAA
Messenger RNA from Sphaeroforma arctica JP610, 330 nucleotides. RefSeq lists its product as hypothetical. The record is from RefSeq and is a predicted model, not a curated record. The transcript has a single exon. The coding region runs from base 1 to 330 and encodes 109 amino acids. Lineage: Eukaryota; Ichthyosporea; Ichthyophonida.